This is a messenger RNA of Drosophila rhopaloa, 1049 nucleotides long. Its product is annotated as protein TsetseEP. The transcript has 3 exons. Bases 7 to 960 code for a protein of 317 amino acids. NCBI's taxonomy places the organism in Eukaryota, Metazoa, Arthropoda, Insecta, Diptera, Drosophilidae. The record is from RefSeq and is a predicted model, not a curated record.
UACGCGAUGAGCAGAUCCCUGUGCAUAGUUCUUCUCCUGGGAAUCCUCUGCCUGGAGAAUCUCCAGGCACGCUCCGUUCCGGACGGAGAACGCCAUAGAUACGUGCGCAGACGCAUCUCCCCCGACGAUCCCGAUCUGGAGAUCAUCGAGGUCAAGGAGGUGUUCUAUGUGCGUCGUCCCAAGAAGGUGGUGAUCCCACUCGACGAGGAUGAAAUCGACUGGCGCAUUCGCUGUGACUUCGAACCAAAUCUUCCAGAGUGUGGGGAUUUGGUUAAGAAACCAGUGACUCCCAGUUUGCCCAGAAGGCCACCCACAACCACAACCACUCAGCCGCCCACAACUACCAAAAGCACCACUCGUAGGACCACCACCACUCCGGAACCACUGAGGGAUGAGGCCAUGGAGCGUAGGAUUCGCUGUUAUAAUGAUCCCACACUGGAGGAAUGUGCACCCUCUACCACUACUAGUACUAGUACUUCAACUACUACGACUACAACGGAGUUACCCAAAAUGCCUGAUUUAAAUGAAGCAGAACCUGAACCUGAACCUGAACUUGAACCUGAGCAUGAACCAGUAGUUGAAGAAGAAGAGGUCGAAGAGAAAGCUGAAACUGAACCAGAAGAGGAAGUAGAAACCGGAACUGAACCAGAAGAGGAAGCAGAAACCGGAACUGAACCCGAAAAGUAUAUUGAAACUAAUACCGGUCCCGAUGUCGAAAAAGAGCCCGAAACUACAGCCGAUACCCAGUUGGUUGAGGAGGCCACAGAGGCACCAAGUUCCGGGGAAAACUUCGUUUUGUCAAACGACGAUGACGAAAGCGAUGUCGAGGAUGACGAGGAUCAGGAGGAUGAGGAUCAGGAUGAGGAGGAUCUGGAUCUGGAGGAGGAGGCUGCCAUGGAGAGGGAGAGGGAGGGGGCUUCUCCCUAUAUUGGCCAGCACGAUGCCGGCGAUUGGAACUAGGCCUUAAUUGGAAGAAACGCAUGAUUGGGGAAAUUCGAUUUGCUCUCUUUUGUUUUAAUUGGGUGUCAAUAAAAUUACAAAUUACGGAA